Colletotrichum karsti is the source of this 1260-nucleotide messenger RNA. RefSeq lists its product as uncharacterized. NCBI's taxonomy places the organism in Eukaryota, Fungi, Ascomycota, Sordariomycetes, Glomerellales, Glomerellaceae. The record is from RefSeq and is a predicted model, not a curated record. Gene Ontology annotation, molecular function: ATP binding; protein serine/threonine kinase activity. The transcript has 3 exons. Gene Ontology annotation, cellular component: Golgi apparatus; cytoplasm. Bases 1 to 1260 code for a protein of 419 amino acids. Gene Ontology annotation, biological process: protein phosphorylation; regulation of vacuole fusion, non-autophagic; vacuolar protein processing.
AUGGCACAAAUGCUGCUCGACAUCGUCUACUCCUUCGGGAACUGCCUGAACUGCUUCCCCGGCUCGCCGUCCCUCAAGAUCAACAGCCGCAACUUCAAGAUCCUCCGUCUCCUCGGCGAGGGCGGCUUCUCCUACGUCUACCUCGUCCAAGACACGGCGACCAACGAAGAAUUCGCCCUCAAAAAGAUCCGCUGCCCCUUCGGCGCCGAGUCCGUGGCCCAGGCCAUGAAGGAGGUCGAGGCCUACCGCCUCUUUGCCCGCGUCCCCGGCAUCAUCCACGCCGUCGACCACGCCAUCGCCACCGAGCGCGGCGGCGAGCCCGGCUCCAAGACCGUCUACGUCCUCCUCCCCUACUACCGCCGCGGCAACCUCCAGGACCUCAUCAACGCCAACCUCGUCAACCACACCGCCUUCCCCGAGCGCCGCCUCAUGCUGCUCUUCCUCGGCGUCUGCAAGGCCCUCAGGGCCAUGCACGAGUACCGCGGCCCGCCCGCCGGCAUGGAGAGGAUGGAGAUGGGCCACGGCGAUGAGGAGGACUCGACCGAGAACGUCGGUAAGAGGGGCAAGGGCAAGAACAAGGGCGGAAAGAGGGUCACCAAUGCCGCCGCCGCCGCGGGCGCCGACGACGAGGACGAGGAGGACCAGCAGAGGCCCCUGAUGGAGGGGGAGACGCCGGGGUCGGGGAAUGUCAAGUCGUACUCGCAUCGCGACAUCAAGCCGGGAAACAUCAUGAUAGACGACUCGGGCUCGAAUCCGAUCCUGAUGGACCUGGGCUCCAUCGCCCCGUCCCCGAUCGCAAUCACCUCGCACUCGCUAGCCAUCGCGACGCAGGACACCGCCGCCGAGCACAGCACCAUGCCGUACCGCGCCCCGGAGCUCUUCGACGUGCAGACCGGCACCAUCAUCGACACCAAAGUCGACAUCUGGUCCCUCGGCUGCACGCUGUACGCCUGCCUCGUCGGCAAGUCGCCCUUCGAGGCCCGCUCCGACGAGACGGGCGGCUCGCUGAGCCUCUGCGUCCUCGGCGGCGACUGGCGCUUCCCCGACGAGGGCGUCAAGCGCACCGGCACGGGGAUGAAGGGCAAGGCCGUAGAUUCCGGCAACGGCGGCGCCUCCGGAGACCCCAAGAUCAGCGACCCCAUCCGCGACGUCGUGAGGAAAUGCCUCAAGGUCGAGCCCGCGGAGAGGCCGGAUAUCAACGAGCUCAUCGACAUUGUGGAAACCGUCAUCGAGGAACUGCCGCAGGAGGGUUCGUUGUGA